This is a messenger RNA of Durotheca rogersii, 879 nucleotides long. RefSeq lists its product as uncharacterized. The record is from RefSeq and is a predicted model, not a curated record. The transcript has a single exon. NCBI's taxonomy places the organism in Eukaryota, Fungi, Ascomycota, Sordariomycetes, Xylariales, Xylariaceae. Bases 273 to 830 code for a protein of 185 amino acids.
UUUGGCGAACAGCUAUAUUUCUUUUUUCUUUUUCGCUCUCAGACAUCAUCUCUCGGGUUUGGUGUUUUUUUUUUCUUUUUCUCUCUGACGAUGUUCACGCUCCAAUCACUCAAGGCUUCGGGGAGAGACCUCUUUCUCCUCGAGAGCGCCGUCGUUAUCUCGUACCAAACACCGAGAAUCCCUCCCCCACUAAUCUCAGAUCUGGUGAUUGGACCGACCGGGAUGCGAGUGUGCGUCCCGAGGAAGUGAGGGUUCCCCAUGUACUGUCUACUAUGCGGUCAAGGAUUUUGCACAAUGGCAGUGGAGGAGGCCGGGGAUUGGUGCUGACCGAGACACCUUUUCGAUUCUACGAUUUCGGGACGCACCUAUCACACGGAUCCAGCGAUGACUAUUGGACGCCCCGGGUACGGCAUCGCGCCGACUCGGUAUCGAGAGCGACGACAUGUGCCGAUGGACCUCGAUAUCCCUCGCCUCUACGAGAUCGAGGCCGUCCCAAGUCAGCCAUUCUUUUUCUUUUCUUUUUUUUUUCUUCUUGCUUUCUCUCGAGCCGCAGAGGGAAGCAGAGCAGGGAAAGAGGUUAUCCCCCCCCCCCCCCCCCGGCAUGGGAAUCAGGCGAUUGUCUACCUUGCCCAGGCCCAUUUCCACUUGACAGGUCAGUUAUGGGUGGCAUCGAACCCAUCGGCCCGCGGGCGUGUCAAGACACCCAAAUACAACCUGCCGCCGAGCCCGUCUCUCUCCAACACCUGGCGUUGGCACGGGAUGGGUGGAGGGGGGGUGGGAGAGGGAGUGGGUUGUUUACGAUCCAUGGCGUUAUGGCGUUUUGUUUCUGAUUGUUCUGCAGCAUCGUAUGCUGUUGUAGAUGGCGUUACCGCUCCCGCC